GUUGUUCUAAAAAUUGGUCAUUUUGUUAUUUGCAAUGCUUAAGAUGUUGAUUUCUUGUAAAAGAAUGAGUAUCUGUCAGUAGUAACACCAUUUUAAGAUUUGUUUCCAGAGGCUAAUUUGUAUUUUUAACAGGACUUGUGCAAAAAGAAAGUGUAGAUGGGGAAAGCGGAGUUCUUGACACCAAAGGCUAUUGCCAACAGAAUAAAAUCUAAGGGUUUGCAGAAGUUAAGAUGGUACUGUCAAAUGUGUCAGAAGCAGUGUCGAGACGAGAAUGGGUUCAAAUGCCACUGUUCUUCAGAAUCUCACCAAAGACAACUAUUGCUUGCAUCAGAGAAUCCUAAUCGAUUUAUGGAUUAUUUUUCAGAGGAGUUCAAGAAUGACUUUUUGGAAUUACUUCGAAGACGAUUUGGGACAAAGCGAGUACACAAUAAUAUUGUAUACAAUGAGUACAUCAGUAAUCGAGAGCAUGUUCAUAUGAAUGCAACACAAUGGGAAACUCUUACAGACUUCACAAAAUGGCUUGGCAAAGAAGGUCAAUGCAAGGUAGAUGAAACACCUAAAGGCUGGUAUAUACAGUAUAUUGACAGGGACCCAGAGACAAUACGAAGGCAAGAAGAGCUGGAAAAGCGAAAAAAACAGGACCUUGAUGAUGAAGAAAGAAGUGCAAAAUUUAUUGAGGAGCAAGUUCGGAGAGGAAAGGAGAAGAAAGAUGAAGAUGUUCCUGUGUUUACAGAAUUAAAAAGAUCAAAUGAAGAAGAAAAGGUUGCAUUCAUGUUAAGCAUGGGACCAAGUACUUCAGCAUGUCUUUCAUCAAAGUCAAGUUUGAAUCUUGGAUCCAGUGCUUUGCAAACCAUGGCUGCCACAGGAAAAAGGAAGGAUUUGGGCCACAAUAUGGAGUCGAAGGAGAAAAAGAAAAAGUCGGCAUUGGAUGAGAUAAUAGAAAUGGAAGAAGAAAAGAGAAAAAGUUCAAGAACAGACUAUUGGUUACAUCCUGGUAUUGUUGUUAAAGUGGUAACAGAUAAAUUAGGUGGACAGUACUACAAAAAAAAAGGUGUUAUAAAGGAAGUCCAAAACAGAUACACUGCAGUUGUGAAGAUGAUGGAUUCUGGAGACAAGCUGAAGCUAGACCAGUCCCAUUUGGAGACUGUAAUUCCAGCACUGGGUAAGCAAGUUUUGGUGUUAAAUGGUGUUCACAGAGGUAAAGAAGCAAUCAUGGACUCUCUUGAUGAGAAAAGCUUUUCAGCAACCGUAAUUAUGGAUAGUGGACAUCUGAAAGGACAAAAGAUUGGAGGAAUUGCUUAUGAAGACAUUUCAAAGUUGGCUUGAGAGCAAAAGAGACUUAUUGUGUCAGGAUAUUCAUUAUUUGUAUGGUGCAUUAAGGACACAUUUAAAAUCUCGUAAAAUCUUUCUUUACGUUUUCAAGUUUGUAUU
This is a messenger RNA of Erpetoichthys calabaricus (reedfish), 1431 nucleotides long. It is a transcript of the gene kin, whose product is annotated as Kin17 DNA and RNA binding protein. Gene Ontology annotation, cellular component: nucleus. Gene Ontology annotation, biological process: DNA replication; DNA damage response. Lineage: Eukaryota; Metazoa; Chordata; Cladistia; Polypteriformes; Polypteridae. Gene Ontology annotation, molecular function: double-stranded DNA binding. The record is from RefSeq and is a predicted model, not a curated record. Bases 157 to 1326 code for a protein of 389 amino acids. The transcript has 13 exons.